AUGAGCCAAGUGGAGCUGUUCUGGGCUGCGGCCUCACUGAUGCUGCUGGGGGCUCUUGUGAGCAUGUGCAUGAAGUGUCAGCGUUCUGCUACUAAACGGGAAAAGAGGCUGUGCAAGCAGAGGAAACUGCAUGAAAACCAGUCGGGGUUUGAGGUGAUACGAUCCUAUUCAAUUGCAGUGACAAGGCAAGAUCAAAUUAAAUUGCCAGACAACAUCCCAGUAACAAGGAAAACCAAUAAGCAACUGCAGGCCACAGGUAUUGAUGGUGACGGUGCUGAGCCCAGAUAUCAAAAUUUCAUUAGAGAAGACAACCAGGAAUUGGAUGCUGCCUAUGUCAACCCUAUAGCUACAGAUUACUUGAACUGUGGGACGUUCUUGAGACCAGCAAAUGAAAAGGACGAGGAUUCCUGUUCCUAUCAAAAUGUUGUGAUUGGGGCAUCCAAUAGUGCGGAGUCUGAUGACGUGGACGACUAUGAGAACAGCGCCUCUAUAAAGAUAUGGAAACAAUCAAAUAUAUCAGAAAGCCCAGAUGAUUAUCCAGAUUACGUUAACUCAGAUGUUGCAGCUGUGCCAAACUAA
Molecule: messenger RNA, 579 nt
Organism: Emys orbicularis (European pond turtle)
Lineage: Eukaryota; Metazoa; Chordata; Testudines; Emydidae
Gene: LAT2
Product: linker for activation of T cells family member 2
Exons: 11
Coding region: 1-579 (192 amino acids)
Biological process (GO): B cell receptor signaling pathway; calcium-mediated signaling; B cell activation
Cellular component (GO): plasma membrane
Source: RefSeq, a predicted model, not a curated record